CUUUUAUGUACUUCAAUAUCAACAAUUUCAUCCACUACAUAAAUUUUUAUGGUGUUCAAAUCUCUUAGGGACGGAAAGAGAUGUAUGUAAGCAUUCUAAGCUAAUUUCUUCUAAUUCUUUAAAUUUAUAUUAAUCAGAAUCAUCCCUUUCUAUAUCUGGGUCUUUUCUUCUUCAUCGAAUUAGCGUCUACCUUUGUCUCAUUACAAUCUGCCAAAAGUUUGUCAUCCUCAAAUUCACUAUCAAUCCGUUCACUAUAAUUCAAUUACCAAAUCUCAUUCAUACAUAAUAUUUAACUUUUCCGUUGGGUUGGACCAUACUUUUAUGUAAAAAAGAAUCCCCAUUUGCACCUCCAAAUUUAUGAUGAAAUUGUGGUUGGUACUUCUAUAUGUGGAUCUGCUUCAAGCAAUACAAAUUAUAGUCUGGACAAGGAAUUGAAGAACUUAGAAUCAAUCGAUUUUACGAUCCGAUUUCAUGAUUCGAUUUUGUGAGCUGCUUCCAAUUCAAAGUAAAAUCCCGAUUUAACAAACUUGACCGUGAGAUCUCCACCUCUGGAGUUUUUGUGGUCAAAUUUGAAAGCAUUGUCGCGUAAGGUGACGAUGGUUAAGCAACACUGACUAUUGUAGUCGAGGAGCAUCUGCCAAUUUCUGUGAUUGUUACGUUUCAGACAAGGGGUGUGUGUGUUCAAGAGAAGGAUGUUUUUGGCAUUUUCAAACAGUGGUGUCAUGGAUUGGUUUCGUAGAAAAAACUUAAGGGUUUUGAAACCUUACAGAUGCUUUAGUUAAACGACAUGGAUGUAUAAGGACUGGAGGGUAUCUUUGUUUCCUUUCCUUUACCUUUCUUUUUUUUCCUCUUCCCUGUGCCAAACAACCCCUAAAUAAUAAGGGAUAAUUGUUCUCUCCGCAAAGGGUCAAUCUUUUUGAAAUCCUCAAUAUCGAUUACUACUUGUCAGAUAAGGAAAAUGUUCAACAUUCUAGCUACUAGUAACUCGUAGAAAAAUGUAGAUCAGUUAAGUGUUGGAUAGUGAAUUCAGAUUUUAUGGUGUGCUUUCUCCUAUGCUCCAUUGUUCGAACAUUUUAGAUUUGCCACGAUGUAUCGUUAAUUUCUCCACCUGUGUUUUAUAGUAAAUGUGUGAGCUCUCUGCUGCUGACGGAUUUGUGGAGAUAAAUGAAAACUUGGGAGAUAUGAUAAAGUAUGUGGCAAACGAACCUUCGGUAGGAUUGUACUACAUCCAGCAGCAUGCUCAAAAUGCAGUGCCUAAUGUCAUCAGACACAAGAACAACAUUUCGGAAAAGUCCCAUGAAGUGAGUUUACACACCGAGGAUUUAGAGGAUUCGAUUAAUAUGACAAAGACGAUGAAACAAUGUGGAUCGCCUGUUAUCGAUGAAAUGAUUCGAGAUAUAAAAGCAUCUCUAACCAUAAUGUCAACUAAACAGCCGGUUAGAGGUGUGAUCAAACAGCGUAGUUCAAGUUAUCGGAUCGGUGCAAGCAGUUCUUGGGGCCCAGUUACUUGGGCUCGCACUACGGGUAAUAACCAGAAUGAUGGCGAGGGAUCUAAUUAUUACUUUUCAAGCAUGUUCAAGUCUGCUAAAGACAAGGCUGUCAACUUGAAAUGGUCACAAGUUCCACAGCUUGAUGUGACGCAGCCAAGACCGUUUGAAAGCAAUAUUUCUACUCAGGUGGAGGAAACUGAUGAGCUACCGUUAUCUAGUCAGGUUGAAGAUGAGACAGUUGAAGGCAGUAAUAUAUCAAUGGAUGGAAAAUCUCAACUCUUAUUACCAGAAGAAAGAGAAUAUGACGAAUUUAAGGCCAAUAAGGAAGCCAGAUUAGAGGAGUGGCUGGAAGGUUCUGGCGGCAUUCAUGAGAGUAAGAGCGAUGAUCUUAAAGAGUAUGGACAUCAUCUGCUCGACAGUUUAUGAUGUCCCAAUAUCUCACCAGUUCACCUGAUUAAUUUGAUGGUUUUCCCGAGAGAUACGGGAUUGUAGGGAUUCUAUGUCUGUACUGCCUGCUACUGUAUCUGGAUGAUAGAUUAGUUGCAUUGUGUUGUACAGUUUAGAAAGUUUUAAGGCGCAUUUGUUGUCAUUGUUGUAUUAAUAAGCGAGGACGGGUGUAGCAAGAGUGGUGCUCACCUUGACCUGUGUGGCCGAGUCCUUAGGUCAAUCAGUCAAUCCUGAUUACCGUUGUUCAUUGGAUGAGUUGCUCACUUGGUUAUGGCAUUCCAAAAUGUAUGAAUAAGGUUGGAGUUUAUUUUACUUUGUUAAAGUUGCAAUAUUUUCUGCAUUUGUUGAAGAUAUUGAAGGAUAAAAGUUUCAUCUUUGGUACAACAGAAAA
Amaranthus tricolor (Joseph's coat) is the source of this 2328-nucleotide messenger RNA. RefSeq lists its product as uncharacterized. The record is from RefSeq and is a predicted model, not a curated record. Bases 1125 to 1916 code for a protein of 263 amino acids. NCBI's taxonomy places the organism in Eukaryota, Viridiplantae, Streptophyta, Magnoliopsida, Caryophyllales, Amaranthaceae. The transcript is spliced from 2 exons.